AUGMCCUUGAGAACAGCAGGAAGUGUGUUGGMGGUCUUUCUCUGGUCUGUAGCAGUGGUACUGGGUCAGGAUGGCUGGAGUGUGACGUACACCACUCAGAGUAUCUGUGCCUUGAAGGGGUCAACAGUGGAUCUGUUCUGCUCUUACACAUAUCCCAGUGGUCAUACAGUCACAACAACCUUCUGGUUCACUAAAAUUGUAAAUCUGAGAGACGACCCAGACUACAAAGGUCGUGUGACGUACCGUAGCGAUAGGAUGAAUGGCCACACCCUGAAAAUCACAGACCUGAGAGAGAAGGACUCAGCUGCGUACAAGUUCAAAGUUAUAACAGAUCAGACUGGAGGGAAGUAUACUGGUGAUCCUGGAGUCAACAUGUCUGUUACAGACCUGCAGGUGAAGGUGACCACUACAUGGUGGUCAACGACACUGACCUGUAGCACCACCUGUACUCUGACUGACAACCCCACCUACAUCUGGUACAGGAACAGCAAGAAUGUACAAGAGGACUCCUCCCCCUUGUACUCAUUUUACUUAAAAACUGAAGACAGCUUCUACUGUGCUGUAAAAGGCAUCAAUUCUCCUGCAGUGUAUGGCCCAAAGAACACCUCAMUGUCAGUCAGUCCCUCUGGUGAAAUUAGUGGAGGGCAGUUCUGUGACUCUGACRUGCAGCAGUGAUGCCAACCCACCUGUGGACAAAUACACCUGGUACAAGAAGAAUGUAACCUCAGCAAAAGCAUCAGGACAGAGUUACAGCAUCACUAACAUCAGCUCUGAGGACAGAGGAGAAUAUUA
Molecule: messenger RNA, 792 nt
Organism: Salvelinus sp. IW2-2015
Lineage: Eukaryota; Metazoa; Chordata; Actinopteri; Salmoniformes; Salmonidae
Source: RefSeq, a predicted model, not a curated record